This is a messenger RNA of Syzygium oleosum, 1638 nucleotides long. RefSeq lists its product as uncharacterized. Gene Ontology annotation, biological process: signal transduction. The record is from RefSeq and is a predicted model, not a curated record. Bases 90 to 1334 code for a protein of 414 amino acids. Lineage: Eukaryota; Viridiplantae; Streptophyta; Magnoliopsida; Myrtales; Myrtaceae. The transcript has 4 exons.
CAAUGACUUGAAUAUUGAAAGCAUCGAGUCCUGAAUGAGAUAAAGCUCUGAAAGAAGACAUAGUUAGGAACGUUACGAACUGAGAGAAAAUGUAUGACUUAGCAAUUGUUCUACUUCUAGCCCUUCUGGCCGUGUACGCUUUCAGAUUCCUGCAGGAGAAAGCAAGGGAAGCCCCUCGGAGCUACGAUGUGUUCUUGAGCUUCAGAGGCGGAGACACUCGCACCGGCUUCACCGAUUUCCUCUACAACAGUCUGGUUGCUGCUGGGGUCCACGUGUUCAGGGACGACGAUGCGCUCCCUGUCGGCGAGGAGAUAGGCCCGGAGCUUCUCCGGGCCAUCAGGAGUUGUAGGAUUGCGAUCCCCAUCAUCUCCGAACAGUAUGCGCAGAGUAAAUCGUGCCUCCGUGAGCUCGCCGAGAUUAUGGAAUGCCACAGAAAGCAAGGCCAAUCAGUCUUCCCUGUAUUCUAUAAGGUAAAUGUUUAUGACGUACGUCGCCAACUUGGUAACUUUAAAAAGGCUCUAAGCGAACACGAGAGGCAGUGCAGCUCGGAAGAAUUGCAGAAAUGGGUGACAUCGCUGUUUUUUGUUACGUGGAUUAGAGGAUGGAUAUCCUACGCCAUUGCUAAUGGGCAUGAAGGAGAGCUUGUGAAAUUGGUGGUCGCAAAGGUUUCGAGUGAAUUGAAGACGACGUGGAUCGAAUGGCUCCCUCUAUCUCCUAUAUUGGCGUCUAAUUACCCCAUAAGAUCAGUGUAUUUUAAGUAUUUAGUGGAGAAAAGAAGAGAAAAUAAAUGCCAAGUGUUCAUGGCUUUUCGUGGCCCUGAUACUCGAUACGGCCUCGCUGCUUACCUCUACAUCAGCCUUGCGGCUGCCGGAAUUAGAGUGUUUAACGAUGAUGAUCAGUCCCUCGUAGGUAAAGGUGUUGCUGACGAGAUUAGCAACGCUAUUGACCACUGUAAGAUAUCGAUUCCAAUUUUCUCUGAAAAUUUUGCCUUCUCUCCUUGGUGCCUGGAGGAGCUAGCUCAAAUGGUUGCAUGCAAGAGAACAAAGGGGCAAAAGAUAUUGCCCAUCUUCUAUAAAGUGGAGCCCUCGCUUGUGCAACACGUCUCAGGUUGUUUUGGUGAGAAGAUGCUUCGGCAUAGGGAUCUUGUCGACGGAAGUACUUAUGAGCGGUGGGAGCAUGCUCUCAAGGAGGUUGGGUGCUCCAAAGGAUGGGUAUCGGAGAAAAUCGCCAAUGGGCAUGAAGGGGUACUUGUGAAACAGGUCGUCAAGGAGGUUUCGAGGUUGUUGAGGAAUACCCAAACGCAUGAUCCCCCAUUCCCAUCCACUGAAUAUUGACUCAAUCCUGGAGUUAGUAACAACUCAUUUUUAGCAUCUAUGAUUCCUGUUUUACAAGAGAAUUUUCCUUGACAAUCAAACAAUGUAAUUAUAUAUUGUUCAUCGUUUGCAUUACUUUUCUAGAGACUGGCAAGGAAUUCUUUUGGAGUUAACAAACAUGUCACGCAUGUGAUGUUGUGUUGUGUAACCUGUUCAAUGAAAAUGUUCACAAAAGCUGUAAACACUCGCCUGUGAGAAGCUAUGGGGCAUACGGGUUCUGUCGAACUAUUUCGAGAAUAAGAUGUUCAGGCUAAUUUACUUGUUU